This is a messenger RNA of Portunus trituberculatus (swimming crab), 3636 nucleotides long. RefSeq names its product kin of IRRE-like protein 2. The record is from RefSeq and is a predicted model, not a curated record. Bases 850 to 3519 code for a protein of 889 amino acids. NCBI's taxonomy places the organism in Eukaryota, Metazoa, Arthropoda, Malacostraca, Decapoda, Portunidae. The transcript is spliced from 15 exons. Gene Ontology annotation, molecular function: hydrolase activity, acting on carbon-nitrogen (but not peptide) bonds, in cyclic amides; protein binding.
GGGGAUGACGCUCGUGCGGGAGACCGAAUCCAUAGCAAAGAGGGGGAGUGUCCUUAGUUAAGACCUGGAUGUGUUCUGGUGUGAUCUGUUAUCCUGGCAACACCUCCUGGUCACGACUGUGUUACCCUAGACCCCACUCCUCAUAUACUUGCCUUGAAACAUCAGUUAUAUUUUGUGUAUGUUGAAAACAAGAUAUUGAUUUGCCAAAUAUGUGAAAGGAAUAUCAUCACAAACUUUUAACGGGAUAAGUGACGGAUAGAUAAGGCAUGUGUCGCGUGUGGGACUAGUGCUAUGGCUCAGCCGAGGCGAGCCAGCACGAGUGAAGAAGCAUGGCCAUCCUGCACCACUAAAGACAUAUAGGCUUACUCUGCUCUAUGGACCUGAACAGGUGGAAGCAUGGCUCAGUUCCCUCCCUUGGUGUUCACCCCAUAAUUAAAAGCUAAGAAGUGAAGUGAUAUAUGUAUACAAUAGAUAUAGUAGAUACAAAAUAUAUAUAUAUAUACAUCGCUGGACUACAUAUGUAUGUUAAUGUCGUCAAAAACAAAUCAAAUCAGGUUGGUGGACAGAUAGAACCGCGGCCCGUGUCAAUCACUAUGGCCGGGAAGUGAUAACGAGAACUCGAUCAGGGCAAAAUAUGACACGGAGGUGAGAAGGCAGCAUUUCAAGGACCCCUUCAGCAGCGGCCUUGGAGUAACGGCCAUGGAGGCGCUACAGAAGUGAGCCGAGCCAGCAUCCAGCUGUUACAAAAAUAGGGUCACUGUUUCAAAUUCAAGUGGUGCAAGUGGAACAAAAGACUCUCGGAGGUUCCAUCGCUUCUGGGCGGCCAACAGAAGCUUCCUCUAAACUACGAUGGCGACUUAUACUGUCCUCGUUUUUCUGGCAUGGGUCGUCUGUCUCCACGCCACUGAGGAGACGGACGUUUUGGCGCAACUCACUGUCCUUGCCAACGAGACAGUGAAGAUCCCGUGUGACCUGUCCACCCGCGGCCUGGGAGACGUGGCCCAUAUUGUGUUGUGGUACAGAGGCGCCGCACCUGCUCCUUUCUACAGCUACGACCAGAGGCAGACGGGGGGUCGUCACUGGAGCGAUGAGACAGUGUUCGGCCAGAGGGCGCAGUUUGACCUGAAGCUGACGCCUCCCAGCCUGCGUGUGCGGCCUGUGCGGCCCAGUGACCAGGACACCUACCGCUGCAGGGUGGACUACGAGCACGGGCCUUCCAAGACAUCCACCGUCCACCUGGCUGUCAUUGUGCCUCCCUCACCGCCUGUGGUCACGGACGAGAGCGGCUCCGUGGUGGCGGGCACAGCGGGACCAUACCUGGAGGGGGGAAGAGUCAUCCUCACCUGCAAGACUAUAGGAGGCCGCCCUUCCCCUACGUUGGUGUGGUUGAGGGACGGCCGGCUAGUGGAAGACUCCUACACGGUGGACCAUCGCGGCCAAGUAAGAAACCUGCUUCACCUUGAUAACCUGUCGCGGAAGUUCCUGGACGCUACCUUCACCUGCCGCGCCACCAACAACAACAUCACGCAGCCUCUGGACACGAGCGUCACUAUCAACAUGACGCUGGCGCCACUCACCAUCUCCCUCCUCAAAGUGGCGGGGUCACAAGACUACGUAUCCGCGGGAGUCACAGAGGAGCUUGAGUGCGCCGCUACAGGAAGCAGACCCGAACCUGUCAUGUCCUGGUGGCGCAACGGACGACGAAUCACCAACCCCAGUGUGCAUCAGGUGCGGUUGGCCAACAAGACGGUGUCCACGCUGAGGAUCGUGGCGCAGCCCAGUGACCAUGGCGUGGUGUACACCUGUCGGGUGGAGAACCCAUUGUUGCCCACCUCUGUUCUUGAGGAGUCGUACAAACUUAACGUCCACUACGUGCCUCAGGUGGACUUGGUGAUGGGCAUGGGCAUAAUACCUAAAUCUGUGAAGGAAGGCUCUGAUGUUUUCUUCGAGUGCCGAGUGAAAUCCAAUCCCAAAUUCUACAAGAUCACAUGGAUACACGAAGGUUCUGAGAUGCACCACAACGUAUCCGCGGGCAUCAUAGUGUCCAACCAGUCACUCGUCCUGCAGCGGGUGGGAAGGGAAAGGGCCGGACGUUACUACUGCAGAGCCACUAAUCUCCACGGCGAAGGGGUCUCGGCUCCCAUCCCUAUCACCAUUAUGUACACGCCGGUGUGUUCGCCAGGCCAGCAGCGGGAGUACCAGGUCGCCCACCACGAGACAGCCAACAUCACCUGUCGCGUGGAUGCAGUGCCGGAUAAUGUCACGUUCACUUGGAAGUUUAACUCGUCAGGGUCAUUACUGGAGUUGGGUGAGGGCAGGGCGGCAUCGUGGGGUACAACAAGCGUCCUGGCCUACACUCCAGCCUCCCCGGGCGACUACGGCUUGCUGCUGUGCACGGCCACUAACUCGAUUGGCACACAACACAUGCCCUGCGUCAUCAAUGUCACGGCGGCGAAGCCGCCAGACUUACUGGAGGAGUGCGUCAUAAGAAAUCAGACAACGCACUCGGUGUUCGUCACGUGCAAAGGCAUCCCUACUGAGCUUCCCCGCACCUUCACGAUGGAGGUGAGGAAUUCUGAGGACCUCCAGCUGGUCACUAAGGUAAGCAACAACACGCCGCACUUCGUUGCCUCGGAUCUCCACCCCGGCACAGCCUAUACACUGCACGUGGCCGUCCACAGUCCUAUGGGAGCCUCCACGCCCAUCAAGUUACAAGCCUUUACUGUCAAGACCGCCGAGAAACGAAUGGGAAUCAGCGAACCAGAGGAGGAGGUGCUGGGCGUAUCACCUUUGGUGGCUAUCGUGGCAGGAGGCUCAGUGGCCAUUGUGAUCACGCUCGUCAUCAUCAUAGGCAUUGCCAUCAAACGCUGCCCGAGGAGAAGGCCGCCUGCUGGAGACCCGAGCUAUGGCCUCGGCUCCCAUGUGUCCGACACCUCACCCAAGGAGACGGUGAGCACCUUCAGCAGGCCGUCACCCGCCUCUGAGGAGAGAAACCCUGACCUCAUCCCGCUCAAGGAAGCGCAAGAAUGUGAUUACCAACUUGAGGAGCUCCGCGUGCCAAGCUGCCAGGUGGUGGGUGGCGUGCCGUCCUGCCAUCAACUGACGUCCCUUGGAACCCCGGGCCCCGUGACGGUCACUGUGCCACUAGGAGGGGGAGUCGUCACCAGCUGUCACCAGCCACAAGACUGGGACGCCUACUACCAGCAUCAACUUCACCUCCGCCACCAUCACCGUCACCACCACCACCAGCCCCCGGCACCACCACCUCCCUCUGUAGCUUCAUUUCCUCAUCCAUCGUGCGAGGUGAUGGGUGUCCCGCCUCCCCCUCUGCCCGAAGGGGUCAUCCCUCCUCCAAAUUAUCCUAUUCAGCCUCCCGUCUCGGGUGCUGCCUACACCACGCCUGCUCACUUUCUGGGCGGCGGCGAGGUGACCUCCUCACCCCACCUGGACCCUCACGCGCACAUCCGGGAUCCGGCAGACUACGAAGGGGAAUCCUUUAGACACGAGAGCAGCGUAUAGUAAACGAGCCUCGCGGAGACACGUGCUAUGCUGCCACACUAUACCAGAACGAAUUUACCUAGGAACAAAUUUUCAUAAGAAAUAAUUUUCUAAAGAUAUAUGAACUGCGUUGGAAAA